Mizuhopecten yessoensis (Yesso scallop) is the source of this 6152-nucleotide messenger RNA. RefSeq names its product leucine-rich repeat-containing protein 9-like. Gene Ontology annotation, molecular function: protein binding. The record is from RefSeq and is a predicted model, not a curated record. The transcript is spliced from 36 exons. Bases 366 to 5093 code for a protein of 1575 amino acids. NCBI's taxonomy places the organism in Eukaryota, Metazoa, Mollusca, Bivalvia, Pectinida, Pectinidae.
GAGGCGACAGUCUUCAAUGAAUGGUACGGAAUAUGUUUACUUAGGAUUUUAGGGUAUAACACGUGUGUCUGUGUGCUUUAGCCAUUUGGGAAUACAUCCAUGACAUUAUAUUAGAUACAGAAACUUGUUGUUUCGAAAAUAUACAUUCGAAAUCAUCAAUUAUUAGACGAAACACGCAUAGUCUAAGCUACUGAAACGUGACUACCGAAACAUGGUGUUUAGUUAAGAUGUUAUUGGUGGAGCUGAAAGACAACAUUGCCACAGAUAUUACAUAGGAUAUGUAUUGUACAGUAAAUGUUGAAACACCUCUACCCUACCAUGGGAAGUAAACCGGUUUGCCACUCUUGGGACCGAACAGAGACGUGAUGUCAUUGUCUAAUGGGUCCCUCUCUGGGUCCCUGUCAGGGUCCAGUUCUGGAGGACUGCUGCGGCCCUCAGGGAGCACCAUGGAGACAGGGGGGACAAUUAGUGGGCAGCAGACAGGAUCCCUCAUAGGCUCCACAUCACAGUCUGCCACCAAGCCAAAGUCCAUGAAAGAGGAGGAGGAUGAAAUACUCAGGGAAAUUUGCAGUGUUAAUGGACUAAAUUACAACAAAAUAGAGAAUGGAGAGGUUUUUACUUGUACUGUGCUUGAGAUGUUCUUCUCUGGGAUGCCGAGGAUUGUGGCAAUGAGACACUUCCCCAACGUGACCUGCCUGACCGUUGUCGACCAACAGAUACAGAAGAUUGAGGGCCUGUCAUGUCUAACUAACCUCAAGGAACUCUGGAUCAGCGAGACAGAGGUCAAGAGAAUAGAAAGUAUUGGUUCUUUAAAGAAACUGCAGAAGUUGUACUUAUUUUGCAAUAAGAUCAGUAAGAUAGAGAAUUUGGAUCACCUAGUGGACCUGGAGGUGCUAUGGCUCAACAGCAACAGUAUAGUCCACAUAGAGAACCUUUCAUCUUUAUGCAAACUGAGAGAGUUGAAUCUUGCACAAAAUUGUAUUACCAAAAUAGGUCAUACGUUAGAUGCCAAUCAGAGUAUAGAAGACCUCAACCUGUCAGGAAACAACAUAUCAUCCUUACGGGACCUGACCCACCUGAUGCGACUGUCCAAGUUAAAGAGCCUAAGUAUGAAGGACCCAAACUACUCGCCGGCGCCAGUCAGCCUGCUCUGUAACUACUCCACACAUGUACUGUACCACAUGCCCCACUUGGCAACACUGGACACUUACGACGUCAGCAAGUCUAUUGUGGACAUGGCCGAGACAACAGUGAUGAAAAAGAAAAUGUAUUACAACAUGAGGGUGAAAACAGUGAGGAGAAAUAUGGUUGACAUUUUAUCCAAGAUGGAAAUAUAUAAACAACGUUUACACGAAUUUCCUCGUGAGCGGAUUCGUGCAUUAGCAAGUGCGAUAAAAGAGGUGCGAUCAGAACUUGAGGAAAUGCAUGAUUUCAACAUUUUGGUGCCUGUGCGCAAAGCCUCCAACUCAUCUAAUGAUGAGGAGGAGGAGCAAGAGGAUGAGGAUGCUGAACUUGUUUUGACAGUUGAAAUAGAGAACCAGGCAAGAUUACAGCAUCUGGACGAGAAUGGGGCCUUUGCUGCAAAACUGACAGCAAUAAAGGAAAGAAUGAAAAAAUGGGAGAAGAAAUCUGCAGAGAUAGAAAGUUUUAUGAAGGAGGCAGUAAAACAGUUACAGCAGAGCUGUGAUACCCUAGUCAAUAGAAUGGUCCUAGAGCUGGAGUCCGGGGGCAAUGUACGGUUUGAGGAGGGGACAACAUCAGAUGUGUGGUUUUCCUCGUGUCAUGACCUAGUGCUAUCUCGAUUUUGUGCUACGGAUUUCAAGGAUCAUGGCAUAUCUGGUGUUAAGAUUCACCGCAUCAUACGAGUCCACAACCGAAUGCUGCGAACCCAGUUUGAUGAGAAGCUAGUGACAAUUGUGGAUGACGGAGAUGGGGAGUACUAUCCUUGUAAUAGAAACACAUCCUAUAAGAAGCAGUUGGAGUACUUGUUUUGGAUGUGGGACCCACUACUGCUGGGCGGGGUGCAGGAACCAAUGAGAGUGCUAGAGGAAGGUUAUAUGGACUCCAACACUUACAAGGACCUGGGACGAGACGGAGCUGUGCCUCUCAGUAACAGCCUGAGUCUGGCUGACCGACACCGGAUCAAACAUCUCACCAAAACCUCCAACAAAGUAGAUGCUUGUCCUUUCAGAUAUGGUCACCUGAUUAUAUCAAAGGUCUACUUGGGUAAAAGUGUAAAGGCAAUGGACGAUCGACAAAUAACAAGAUCAUCAUAUCCAAAAAUUGAUGCUGUAUUUAAACCUAGGAAAAUGUGCCAAGGAAUAGAAUCCCACGGAGAUGGUUCCAACUCCUGUGAGUGCAGUGCUCGACAAUGUGAAUGGUACAUAUUUGAUAAUGAGUUAGUGCUGCCAGAGUACAUAGUGGAGUUUGAGUAUGUAACAAAGUUCCGGCCCAGAUCACCAUUCUCUUAUUUCAAUGACCUACUGUUAGACAAUCGUGAGUGUAAGCUGCCAGCCGUCCCUCAUGGGGAGGAGGAGAAACAGACAGAUGAUGAUGUUCUCAAUAUGGAGCCUGUCCCAAAACAAAGACCAAGGAUGGUUGGUCUAACAGAAGAACUACUGCUGAAGGCUGCUAAUACAGACUCUCUGGAGAAUAUCACUGUCCUAAACUUGCAUGGUAAUGGUCUAACAAAGCUACGAUCCUUACAGGCUCUCAAGUCUCUACGGAGACUAGUGGUCAGUUUCAAUGACCUCACCAAGCUUGAUGACUUGGCUUAUACGAGUUUAGAAUACUUGGAUGCAGGCUUCAAUAAAAUUUCAACGUUGGAGGGAAUGAAGAAUAUGUACAAACUCAAGUUCUUGGACCUGAGCUGGAACAAGUUGCUACAUACGAGGGAUGAGUUGUCCAUUCUAAGGAAACACAUCUGUAAUCUUGUCACACUGGACCUCCGAAGCAACAACUGGCAAAAGCCUGAAAAUCUAAGGUUACGUGUGAUUGGUCGCCUUAAGUCCUUGACCUUGCUAGACGGAUCAGCUGUGACUGAAAAUGAGGCUACAUCAGCUCUACGAGUGGCUGCGGGGUCCAGGAUUUCCCAGCUGUCUCUCCUGACUCAUGGCCGCACGGACGAAUCAAAGCCACGCUCUCUCAAUCUAUUAGGCAUUGCUCAAAUACUAGAGAAAAUGAGUCGAUUGAAACCAGAGAAGUUUGGGGAAUCUGAUAGCCAGUGGUACAGCAAGGUAACCACACUGAAUAUGGACAAUCAACACAUUACUAAGCUGUCUGGCCUAGAGAGGAUGGACAACCUGAAAUACGCCACCUUUAACAACAACGACAUCACUAAGAUUGAGGGACUGGACCAGUGUACCAGCUUGGAGGAGCUGUCCCUGGAGAACAACUGUGUGGCACGACUGGAGGGCAUUUCUAAACUCGUAAAUCUGCGGAGACUGAGUUUAGGUAGCAAUUAUAUCACAUCCGUGGAGAAUGCAGGGCUCCAGUUCCUGGUUCUAUUGGUGUACUUAUCUAUGGAGAACAACAAGCUCACCUCACUGGCAGGGAUGCAGAAAAUGUCUAGUCUAGUGGAGCUCUACGUGGGCAAUAACCUCAUCUACAGUGUGAGAGAAGUGUUCUACCUAAAGGUGCUAUCAAAUCUGGUUAUACUGGACCUGUUUGGUAACCCUGUGGCCACGGAGAUAGACAAUUACCGCUUGUUUGUCAUCUACCAUCUAAAGAACCUGAAAGCGUUGGAUGGCGUGGCUAUAAUCAUGAAGAGAGUGGGCCAGUUGGAGGCCACAGAAGGGAGCAUGGCUAAAGAUACAUUUGGAGGCCGCCUCACUCCAGACUUCGUGGCAGAGAAAUUAAGCCACUCCAACUUCCAGGAUGUACGCGAGCUUGAUCUCCCCAACUGUUCCAUCAGGAUUGUCGACCUUGGAGCUGGGGAUACCUUCAUCAAUCUGCGCAGUGUAAACCUAGAACAUAACAAUCUGACCUCCUUCAGUGGCCUAAUCCACCUGCCAAACAUACGAGUGCUUUGUCUCAACCACAAUCAUAUAGAGUGCAUCAUGCCAAAAUCCAAACCUGUUCCAAGACAAAAGACCCAAGUCACCAUGGCCAAUGUCAGGAACCUCGACUUUCUUAACGACGGAAAUUUGACCCCUAUUAUGGAGAAUCUUGAGGUGCUUCAUUUAGGUUACAAUAGCAUCAAGGACAUGGCUACGUUACAGCUGAGCCGGCUUACUUCACUGAAGGCUCUCUUCCUUCAAGGAAACGAUAUCACUAAAGUGGAGGGUAUUGAGGGGCUACAUGAUUUACGAGAACUGGUGCUAGACAGGAACAGGAUCAAGAACAUCUCCGAGAUGUCAUUUGCCAACCAGUGGAACUUACAGGAGCUCCACAUGGAGGAGAACCGCAUCCGGGACCUGUCCAAUCUCAACUGUAUGGAACAUCUUCAGAGGAUGUACCUAGGGUCCAACCGUAUACAGGAAGUGUCAGAGCUACAGAAACUGGAGGGCCUAGUGAAUUUGAUUGAAAUAUCUCUUGUCAACAAUGCUGCUGCUCGUCGACACCUGCAUCGCCCAAUACUGGUAUUUAAGCUGAAGCAGUUACUGGUGAUUGACGGACUACCGGUCAGUGAGGAAGAACGGACGAAGGCAGAACUCUACUUCAUGGACCAACAGCCGGUGAUGACUGCCCAGGGGCCAGUGUCAGAUGGCACGCUGCCUGGCAUCGGUCAAUACAAGACCCAGGUACCGGUCAAAGUGACCACAAUGAACCUGGGGACCUCCCCUAUGUGGAAUGGUGGCGUGAUGUAUGACAACGAACCUACGGAUUCCAUGCAGAGAGUGGUCAGUACUGGAGGUGGUCGUCGCCGGGCAACCAAGGGGUCAGAAAACGGUAAUGGUGUUGGUCUCAAUCGAGGCAACACAGUGGUCAACAUGCAACAGGGUCAAGGUUACGGUGGCUUCUCCUACACCACAAACGCUGGCAACCGGCCGCAGUUCUAUCUCAAUCAAAUACCCUAUGUCAACCCACCCACACAGUCUGAGUAUGUUGAGUGGUUUUCAAGGAUAAAUCAGGCCAAGAAUAACAAGAGAUAACACCAAGGGCAGACAACUUGUGUGGAGAGCACUGGACUUCUUGUUAUGUAACUUGCUGUACUGCUGAAAGCACAUUCUGAAUGGAUAAAUAUGGAAGUGGUUAAAGCAUUACAAACGUUGGCGGACUAAUCAUCUCCUUCACUAGACCUCUAAGGAUUUCAGUGAAAUUGCCCAAUAGAAGUACAAUGUUAAAUAUUUCCCUCACUAGGAUCAAAACUACUUGUGACUGGAGACUGAGGGUGUACCCCACCCGUGUUACAGGGGUAGGAUUCCACUAACAAGCUUCCCUGACACUGUGCAAUACAUACUGGACAUGCAAUUAUCUCAUCAUGCCGUUUGUAGAUGAUCUCUUAGUGGCCUUGACCUUUGACUGACCUUUGAUCUUCUGACUGUUCAGUCACCUAUGUGUUCAUUUAUAUUAUAUAUAGUGAACUAAUUACAAUUAUGGUGAUAUCACACAAAUAUUCAUGGAAGGAUGUGAUUGACUGUAUGUAUAAGUGUGCCUAGCAUAUGUACAUGAUGCCAUAAAUAAACUUCAUUGAUAUGGAAACCAUUUACCUCAUCUUCAUUGAAACCAUAUGAACUAUGACCCAGCUACUGUUGAUACCUCUCACAUGGGUCAUAAAUUGUCACAAAAUUGGAUGAGUUUCUCGUUUAAAAGUAUUUAUUGACCUUGGUUGUGACACUUUAUGUAAUAUUUAUAUUACCGGUAAAUGUGAUAUUUCUAUUUGUUGCCCACAAUAUUUAUCUGCAUGUUGAUGUUUUUUUCACACAAGUAUUUUUUCAAUUCAGUAAUUAAUUCAUAAUUGUUUUUGAUAUUUUAUGUCAAACAUAGAGUUCAUGCUGAAGAUGUAUAACAAAAACAGAGUAAUAUUAUUUGUAUUUUUCAUGUUAAAUUGAAACUUUAAAAAAGUUGGAUCAUGUGUAAAUAUUAUGUUAUGAAAUUCUUUCGGGUACAUUUAUAUAGUUCUUUUAUCUGUUGACUAAUGUUGUUAUCUAAAGUAUAGAACAAUUAUAGCGUUGUUGGUAUAUUUUUGUUCAAUGAUAAAAUUAUUAUUU